Cyprinodon tularosa is the source of this 1806-nucleotide messenger RNA. RefSeq names its product interleukin 17 receptor E-like (gene il17rel). Gene Ontology annotation, molecular function: interleukin-17 receptor activity. The record is from RefSeq and is a predicted model, not a curated record. Lineage: Eukaryota; Metazoa; Chordata; Actinopteri; Cyprinodontiformes; Cyprinodontidae. The coding region runs from base 84 to 1700 and encodes 538 amino acids. The transcript has 18 exons.
CCUGUCAGACUAGCAGCACAGACCUCGGCUUUGAAUCUCAGUCUGACAGGGUUAAGGAGCGGCAGUAGUAGAAGUCAUAAAAUAUGAUCCCCUGGCUUUUAUUGCUGCUUUCCUGCUGUUGCUUUAAUGGAGCUGCCAAAGGAAUCAGUCAACUGGAGAGGAUUGACAGAUGUCAGACCAAGUGUUAUCAGGGACUUGGCUGCAAGACCAGUCGAGAGUAUUGGUUUGCUGAUGUGUGUCAGGACCCCACCAAGCAUCUCAACAGCGCUACCCUGCUCCACAAUGCGAGCAUCUCCACGGUCAUGAGGUGUGAGCAGAAGCAAAAGUGCGGGCUCUACCUGAGAAUCCGGACAGUUGUGCAACUUAUGGAUAAAGACUCCAUCCAUGGCAUUUCCAUUUGCACCAACAGUGCAGGGAUGAUGACAAACUGCCAAACCAUACAGUUCACCAAAGCUUCAAGAAGAUCAAUGCUUGGAAUGCCGGUGACAGUUGAAAAUGAUUACACCGAAGUGUCUCCAAACCAGCAACUGGAAGUAACAGUGAAAACAGUUCCUAGCUAUUGUGGCAUAACGUGGUCCAGCAAGUACCAUACUCCUGAGUGCUCUAAUGAAGAUUUGAGGAAAAAUGUCCCAGAAUGUAUCACUGGGACUCUUUCUUACGUUUUAAGCCCAGAAAAGAAGGAGCUGACAAUAAGCGUGACGGACAUGCUUGCAGAUCACGACUACAAUCUCCGUCUCUGCCACAAGGACUUCAUCUGCAUUGGCACGGGAGUCUACACUCAGGUAAAAAAGGAAAACCCCCUUAAGACUGCAGUCCUUCCGUAUUCCAGACCUCUGCCUUGCCUUUGUAUCGAGGGUUGGUCAGCUGUAGUGGAUGCUCCUAGAGUCCAGGUCUGCCCAUUCAAAGACCGUCUAGAGGAAUUGUGGUUUGGGAUCACCUUUGAUCCUCUAGAGGAAGCUUUGAUAUGGGAACCACCGUGUCCCGUCAAAGCUGUGGUGUGUUUAUGUGAGAAUAAAGAGGAUGACGUCUGUGUUGAUCUACCUGAUUCAUCACAGAGUGUCAGCCGAGACAAGGUCAGAUUUGCCAAGGUUGAUCCUCACCCCAAACUCUGCAUGAAGUUUACAGUCGGGUCGCAGUCCUGGAUCAAGUGCCCCUUUGCUGAUGGGAUUAGAGUCUGGGAAGUGACUGUUUCAACCCAACAUGGACAUGAAGAAAUGCAGAUCCUGUCAAGAGUUAAGGCAAAUUUUUCCGUGGAGCUGAGGUCGACUUCUGCUGAAUCACCAGUGGGGGAGACAAACAACAGGAAAUUUGUGGAAGUUGACAAACAGAAACCUGUUAAAUUGGAGCUAAAGGGAGAAAAGUGCAACCUUUGUCAACAGGUGAAAAGGAUAUAUGUGAAGUAUGCUGUCACAGUGGUUCACUGUACCCAGCUGUGCAUGUUUAAGUCGUCUUCCCUGGCUUCUUCUGGCUCGAUGUGGAUUAUUCUACCAGCUGCUGCAUGCCUUUCUGGCAUCAUUAUCAUCACUCUGGGUCUCUGCUUACUGCUAACAAUUUACCGCAAGAGGAAAGAAAAAGACAUCUGUCUCCCUGAAAAACACACAGACACUGAGGUCUCUGAGUUACAAACUCAGCUUACAGUCAAGGAAAGGAUCCUCAUAUCUGAACCCCUGAAAAUAAUGAGAAGGACAACUUACUUUUAAAAGGAACCUGAAACAGCGCUCUGGUCUGGACCACUUCAUGCAUUGUACGGCAUAAAGAUGUUACAAAAACAAAAAGUUCUCGAUUAAAUCCGUUUGUUCUCCUUUA